Messenger RNA from Sesamum indicum (sesame), 2843 nucleotides. Lineage: Eukaryota; Viridiplantae; Streptophyta; Magnoliopsida; Lamiales; Pedaliaceae. The record is from RefSeq and is a predicted model, not a curated record.
AUAGCGAAGAAACCCUCCUCGAUGCUCGAUACCUUGUUCUUCUCUUUGGUAGUACGGGGCUCGGUUCCAAGGGAUGGGUUUAUAGUUCAAUGUCUACAAAUGUGAUUCAGGGUGGAUGACCUCGAUUCUUGCGACCUAGUUGCUUGUUUGGCGUCUUCAAUUUGUAGCUGUAUUGUUUCAAUCAUUUGGAUUUUGCUUUGUCAUUGGGGUAAUAUAUGUUUUCCGGGUUUCUGCUGAUUGUCUGUUGGACGCCAACGAUACGCUUGAGUAUAGCAAUGUAUCGGUGAUUGUAUUCAUUUAAUUUUGAGCUGAUCUUGUGUUUUCUAGUUACUUAGGGUUCCUCCAGUACGACUUAGUGCUCCAACCUUUAUGUUGGGGGGCAGCCUUUAGUUGCUAGAAUGAUGCUGAUUUUGCAAGCCUGUGAUGCUUGUCGACUGCUGGUGGUGGCUGAUGCUUGAUUGUUUGCAAGGGCGUCUAUGCUUAUUAUGAGAAAAAGGAAAUUUGGAGAGUUAUUGAAGCAAGACUAUGGAUUAGCAAAGGCAAGACUCCAUUGGUAUGAACACUCCAGCAUGCAUUGCAUGUUGGGAAGUCAUGUGUCCUGUGCAUUUUGUUCGUAACUGCAAUGGAAUAUAUAGUGUUAGGACAACUUAGAAGUACUGGUGAUUUGUCAUAAUUUUGAUUAUAGAUUAACUCAGAAAAGACUAUCUAAGGAAUAGGUUAUUGACUUUUAUAUAAGAUCGUUCCACUUAGUGUAAUGCAUCAGUAUUUCGGGAGAGGAUACAGAGCUACUGGUAUUAAUCAACGAGAAGAUGUGGACUUAUCAAGCAACCCCAGGACCAAGUUGAAUUCUGCUUUCUUCGGGAGAUUUAAAGCAUCGGGGCAACAAAAGAUUACGUAAAUAAAGAAUAUACAUUUGCUGAUUGGAGACUGACGUCAUGGUAGCCCCACUUGUAAUUUUUUUGCCAGGGGUGGAUCCUAAAAAUGAAAGACUAAGGGUGAUGGUGUAGAAGGCUACGGUGGUGCAAUUGAUAGGAAUAGUUGGUGGCAGAAGGGUCUGCCUGGCUGGCUGUAGAGAGAAAAGGAAAGGCAGACAGGAAAAAGGAGAAGAAACAUAUAGAAGGAGAAAGAAGGAGAGACGUCUGGGUGGAUUCUAGUCAUGGAUAGAAGGUAUGUUAGUCCUCCAAGAAAAGGAUGAAGGAUACCCUUCCAAGGGAAGUCAAAGAAAUAAACAUCAAUGUUGAAUGUGCAAUGGCUCAUCUGUGAAAAGCUGCAACGCUCUUUCCCGUUUUAUUGCUGCUGAAGUCUUGUUUAAGAAUUGGUGGAUAUUAUUGUUUUAGCCCAUGGAUAAACAUCUUAGAUCUCCUGAAAGAGCCCCAGUGGACGGGGAAACCAUGGAUGAUGCUGAUGCUGAUGGAAUAGAUAGAAUAAGUAAUUUACCAAAUGAAAUCCUUUGUCACAUCCUAUCAUUCCUCCCCACAAAAUAUGCCGUUGCUACCAGCAUUCUCUCCACCAAAUGGAAAAACCUUUUCCCUUUAAUCCCUAACCUCAGACUCCGGUUAGACGACAGUCUACUCUUACACCCAGAAUCAACUCCUGAAACCUACCUGGUCAGCUUUAUGAAUUUUGUAGAUAGGUUGCUCAAUGUCACUUUGCAUGACGUGCCUUCUAUAUACGCCUUCUGUUUGAUUUGCCAAAAGUUUGAUGAUGGCGGAGAAAUUGCUAAUUGGGUUCAAGCUGCACUACGUCUUAAUGUCAACAGAAUGGAUCUCCGAAUCCGUGGACUUAGGAACUCUAACUUUUUGUUUGACAGUCUCUUCGGGUGCAACAUAGUCUCCCUCAAUCUGUUACUUGAUUUUGCUGAUGAUGCUCCUGAAUGCAGGUUUAGUCUUCCCAAUCUUAAGAUGCUCUCUGUGCAGUACAUGAAAUUUAAUGCAGUUAAUGUCCUUCUAGAAUGUUGUCCUGUACUUGAAUAUUUAGUGGUUUAUAAUUGUUAUUGCAACCCUGGAGAAAUGCUUCGGAUCUGCAUUCCAUCACUGAUGGCCUUAAAAUUAGUUAAUGGCGUGAACUGUCUUGAGGGUGAACUUGAGCUUGAUGCUCCAAACCUUGAAUAUUUCAAUUAUGGUGGCUUCUUGGCCACGCGUUUUUUGGCAAAAACACUGAAGUGCCUUCGGAUAGCUCGCUUGGAUCUUGACGAAAAUGUCAGUCAAUAUCCAUAUGAGUCAGAUGAACAAGCAGCCAAGCUUAUAAAAGUUUGCUCUGAUGCUGAGAAGUUGUGGUUGUCAGAAAAUGUCGUCAUAAUGCUGCACCAUUGCCCUCAUCCACUGCCUAGGUUCCGAAAACUGGUUGCUUUGGCAAUAAAAAUAAUGGAGCCUCAUGGGUGGGAACUGCUUCCAAGCUUGCUUAACUGUGCGCCCAAUCUCAAGAAAUUGUAUCUGAAAGCAGGAUUUGAUGUUGAACAGUAUGAAAUUUUCAAGGCUUCCCUGGACAAAUCAUUCUCCAUUUGUUUGUCCCAACGCAGUGAAACAUGCUUUCUUUUGGAGAUCCAGAGGGAAGUUGAAAAUUAAGUUCAUCUUUAUGUAUGCACCACUGAAGUUGAGACUUUUUAUUAUUUGAAGGAGCAGGUAAAGAUUUUCAGGAAACUUUUCUUGUAAAUGUGCACUUAAGGCACAUAAGGUUAUCGUAUAAGUCAUACAGUUGACAAAACAUUCAGUCUUUUUAGAUGAUUAUGUUACAUACAUUCGAUCUCCUUUUGCGGUUUAGUUUGGCAUGUGGGUGUAUAUGACUCAAUUACGUUCUUCAGGACUUAGAAGUUGCAAACUUUUAUGCAUAUUAACCAUUUACUU